UCAGGCUUCGGGGGCCAGCCUGACUCUGUGUUGCCUCCAACACCAUGUCCUGCUUCUCCUCCCGCCUUGGUGCCUCCUGCGGCGUCCGCGCCUUCAGCUGCGCCUCAGCCUGCGGGCCCCGGCCCGGCCGCUGCUGCAUCUCCGCAGCUCCAUACAGGGGCAUCUCCUGCUACCGAGGACUCUCCGGGGGCUUCGGCAGCCGCAGUGUCUGCGGGACCUACCGAGCCGGCUCCUGCGGACGCAGCUUUGGGUACCGCUCAGGGGGCGUCUGCGGGCCCAGCCCCCCCUGCAUCACCAGCGUCUCCGUCAACGAGAGUCUGCUCACGCCCCUCAACCUGGAGAUCGACCCCAAUGCUCAGUGCGUGAAGCAUGAGGAGAAGGAGCAGAUCAAGUGCCUCAACAGCAGGUUCGCGGCCUUCAUCGACAAGGUGCGCUUCCUGGAGCAGCAGAACAAGCUGCUGGAGACCAAGUUGCAGUUCUACCAGAACCGCAAGUGCUGCGAGAGCAACUUGGAGCCGCUGUUCACCGGCUACAUCGAGACGCUGAGGCGCGAGGCUGAGUGUGUGGAGGCUGAUGGCGGGAGGCUGGCUGCUGAGCUCAACCACGUGCAGGAGGCCAUGGAGGGCUACAAGAAGAGGUAUGAAGAAGAAGUUGCACUGCGGGCCACAGCAGAGAAUGAGUUUGUGGCUCUAAAGAAGGAUGUGGACUGUGCCUACCUGCGCAAGUCGGACCUGGAGGCCAACGUGGAAGCACUGACCCAGGAGAUCGACUUCCUGAGGAGACUGUACGAGGAGGAGAUCCGCAUCCUCCACGCCCACAUCUCAGACACCUCGGUCAUCGUCAAGAUGGACAACAGCCGGGACCUGAACAUGGACUGCAUCGUGGCUGAGAUCAAGGCUCAGUAUGACGACAUCGCCACCCGCAGCCGGGCAGAGGCUGAGUCCUGGUACCGCACCAAGUGCGAGGAGAUGAAGGCCACAGUGAUCCGGCACGGAGAGACCCUGCGCCGCACCAGGGAGGAGAUAAAUGAGCUGAACCGCAUGAUCCAGAGGCUGACAGCUGAGGUGGAAAAUGCCAAGUGCCAGAACACCAAGCUGGAGGCCGCCGUGACCCAGUCUGAGCAGCAGGGAGAGGCCGCCCUCACUGAUGCCCGCUGCAAGCUGGCUGAGCUGGAGGCUGCCCUGCAGAAGGCCAAGCAGGACAUGGCCUGCCUGCUCAAGGAGUACCAGGAGGUGAUGAACUCCAAGCUGGGGCUGGACAUCGAGAUCGCCACCUACAGGCGCCUGCUGGAUGGCGAGGAGCAGAGGCUGUGCGAGGGUGUGGGCUCUGUGAAUGUCUGUGUCAGCAGCUCCCGUGGAGGAGUCACAUGUGGGGGUCUCACAUCUGGCACAACCCCAGGGCGCCAGAUUGUCUCUGGCCCCUCAGCCACCGGGGGCAGCAUCACAGUGAUGGCCCCUGACUCCUGCUCUCCUUGCCAGCCACGCACCUCCAGCUUCAGCUGUGGGAGCAGCCGCUCAGUGCGCUUUGCUUAGUUAGACCCAGGACCUCCAGCUGAGCCACCUGUCUGCCCCAGAGUGAAGUGGUGUGUGAAUGGAAAGAGUGUGCUUGCUUCCAGAAUCUUCCGGACGUUCCUGUAGGGGGAGAGAGUUCAGGGCCACUCUCCUCCACCUUCUCCUUUUAGGGAGAUGUUUCUCAGUUCUCCUCUGGCUUCACUUUAGAAGGUCGUUCCCAGCCCUUCCCUCAACCCCAAUCUGUCUUCAAAUACUUACAACUGAUUUGUUUCAUUCACAAAGCUCUCCAGGAUACCACUGGUCACUCAGGAGAGCUGAACAAUAAAGCUUGGCCUUCUUGGGUCAAGGCAUGAUCCUAACCAUCCAGCCAUGACCCCCAAAACCAAGAACCAGAGGGAACUCCAACCCCCAGCAUCUCCCACUUCUGACCCCAGGUAUAGGGCCUCAGAGGCAGCAAGCACCUGCCUACCAUUGGUUGGGUUUGCUGUCCUUCCUGACUGGCUGCCUUCCUUGGGGCAGCCUGCUCUGGCCAGACUCCUUGGGUUAGCUCCCAGGGCAUAGUCUGCUCUCUGGGGAGUCCUACAACCUACCUGGCUAGGGAGCUUUGAACAGAUCCUGCUGUUCAGGAUGCCUUUGCACAUUUCAGACUCCAUACUUGCUCCAGGCCUAGCCUGCCUGUGCAGAAGAGAACUGUCCAUGCGAGAGCUGGUGGGGUGAGGACUGUUGUCACUUUCUGUCUAUGGGUGCCUUGCCUUCUGGGUUGACCCAUCUGUGUUUCAAUAAAUGCUGCUGCAAUGCAAGUGUG
Molecule: messenger RNA, 2316 nt
Organism: Meriones unguiculatus (Mongolian gerbil)
Lineage: Eukaryota; Metazoa; Chordata; Mammalia; Rodentia; Muridae
Product: keratin, type II cuticular 87
Exons: 9
Coding region: 45-1532 (495 amino acids)
Biological process (GO): keratinization; intermediate filament organization
Cellular component (GO): keratin filament
Molecular function (GO): structural constituent of skin epidermis
Source: RefSeq, a predicted model, not a curated record